Chenopodium quinoa (quinoa) is the source of this 2102-nucleotide messenger RNA. Its product is annotated as putative NAC domain-containing protein 94. The record is from RefSeq and is a predicted model, not a curated record. Lineage: Eukaryota; Viridiplantae; Streptophyta; Magnoliopsida; Caryophyllales; Amaranthaceae. Gene Ontology annotation, biological process: regulation of DNA-templated transcription. The coding region runs from base 394 to 1551 and encodes 385 amino acids. Gene Ontology annotation, molecular function: DNA binding. The transcript is spliced from 3 exons.
AUAGUGCUCCUGCUUCAGUAGAGCUAAGCUUAUUUAAACUCUCUAUUUCACUUGAGUUGAGUGUAAUUAAACUCUCUUCCUCGUGCGUUGUCGUAAGUAACACAUAAACACAGUUUUCAGUGAAGACUUAACCACAAACCGCGGCCGAGGGCUUCGCAUUCAGAGCCCCCUUCCAGCAACCAUUUCAAUGGCUUUGAAUGGUGUGUAAAUCGUACGACACACUAAUCUUUCCACAAACUUGUGCACUUCUAAGAGUUGAACAGUUUUUUGUAAUAAUUUCUACUUAUGGCUUCACUUUAGCUCUUCCAAACAAUGCUAUUUCUGGUUAAAACCACUUUUCUGUCAUUGAGUUGCUAAUCAUAUUUCUAUAACUAAGCACACUGAGUAGAGAAAAUGGAGGAGAAACAUGAGGUUGAUAAGGUUGAUGAUGUUAUUUUGCCGGGUUUUCGGUUUCACCCAACUGAUGAAGAGCUUGUUGGGUUCUACCUCAAAAGGAAGAUACUUCAGCAAUCUUUACCUAUUGAGCUUAUUAAGCAAGUUGACAUCUACAAAUACGAUCCUUGGGAUCUUCCUAAGUUGGCGUCUACUGGAGAAAAAGAGUGGUAUUUCUACUGUCCAAGAGACCGGAAAUACAGAAACAGCUCGAGGCCUAAUAGAGUAACCUGUGCUGGUUUUUGGAAGGCGACUGGGACUGACAGGCCGAUAUAUUCCUCUGAUGGUGCUAAGUGCAUAGGCUUGAAGAAGUCUCUUGUGUUCUACAGAGGCAGAGCUGCUAAAGGGAUGAAGACUGAUUGGAUGAUGCAUGAGUUCCGGUUACCUUCUCUGCAUGAUUCUGCCCCUCCUAAGAAGCUUUUCGACAGAAGUUUUCCUGCUAAUGAUGCAUGGGCAAUCUGUCGAAUAUUCAAGAAGAUAAACACCAUGGCACAAAGAGCUAUUACACACUCUUGGGUAUCUCCAUUAACAGAAACUACUGCAGCAUGUGAUAUGUUCAAUCAAGCUUCGAAUCUUAUAGGCUCUCACUUUAGUCCAGAUAAUAUAUCAUGCACAACCGAAGGAGCGAAUUCAUCCAUACAACCCUGCAACAACAAUAACCUGCAGAACACUACUUCUUCCCCUGUCAGUUUCUCCACCCUUGAUCAAUACAAGCCGAUUACUAAUCCAACGGUCUCUAAAGUAUCCGUGAUCCCAACCUCCUUUGCAGACCUCCAAAAUAACUUGAUCUUCCCAUCAGGUGAAGUUUCUGCCAUGUUCCUGAACCUCACCCCUGCUUUCACCUCAGAAGUUGGUAAAAUCUCAGAUAUUAUAGACUUUGGUGGGUCACAACAGCUUUUUAAUGGUCUUCCUAUGAAUUUAUCACAGAAUAUUAUUGAAGCAGAUGAUCAGUUAGGGUACAGGAAGAACCAAAAUCAGCAGUGGAACAGCAUCAGAUCAAUUGGUUUUCCUUUCAGUUUGCCGUCUUCUGUCUCAAACUCCGGUACUUUAUCAUGGGACUCAGCUCCUUGCCCUAGCGAGUUGUCAACAAGUUAUUCCUCAAACAAAUGCUAUAGGUAGAUUAGAGAUGGAUUUGAAUGUAGGAGAUCUAGUUAGUUUUUUUUAGUGUCAUUUAGGUGCUUAAGUUAGAUCAGCUGUAGGAGGAAGUAGUUUUUAGAGUGCAGUUUAGUUAUUUAGUUAAAAGUUAAAUUUUUUUGUUGUUAAUUCAUAUGCAAAAGCUCUACCUUUCUUGUCACCAGUUUUCUAUGAGGCUACCGAGUCUCAAUUUUGAGCUGUAAAAUUUGUGUCCAGAAAGGGAAAUGACAUAAGUUUCUGUUGAUUGAUGUUGGUGUUAGUGUGUAAAACCUCUUGAAUAUUAAUUCGGCAUGACUUAUAAAAUACAUUCUACCAUGCCAUAAUCCUUAACACUAACCAAAAACUAUUGUAAGAAUUUGAAGAUUUAAUAAACAGGUUAAAUUCUCCACUCCUGAAUUCUCAUGAUGGUGUUUUUUCUCAUCCUCGGACAACAACUUAUUUUUUAGUGUCAUAACAUAAUAAGGUGUUCUUAGUAAAAAAAAAAAAGACAAAACAAAAAAAAAUUAUGCUGCAAUCAAAUUCUGUUUACAACACGU